UAGGUGGCAGCAGUCAAAAACAAACGAUGUUGCGACAGUGAAUUACUUCCGGGUUGUAGGUCUGUUCUGUAAACAAUAACAUGAGGGCAAAACCAAACGUUUCUAUAUCUAUGGAGAAAGUCUAGCGUGAUGUCCCUUCCAGUAACACACUAGUCGUCCUUUUCCGUGUUUAUUCUGGAAACACAUUUACCCUCGUUUCGGUCAUGUUGUUCCUCCGGACUGCGGCUCUCAGCUGCAGAGGUCUGACCGCUCUGCGAUGCCUGCCCGCUGGCUACACUGGCUCCAGAACCACCGCUACAUACAUCCAGGGCCAGAGCCCGGAAGCACGUAUUCGAGAAUACUUCUACUAUAUUGACCACCAAGGACAGCUUUUCCUUGAUGACACUAAAGUGAAGAACUUUGUCACCUGCUUCAAAGACAAAAAGUUCCUGAUCUUCUUCUUCAAUCGGCUGCGUUCAAAUCAGAGCGAUCGCUAUGAGGAGCACUUCCCCUUCUUGUCCCUGUGUGGGAGGGAGAGGAACUUUGUGCGCUGCGAUGAUCGUCCUGUGGUCUUCACCCACCUGCUGCAGAAUCCCGCGGGGUCACCAGGAAUCACGGGAGAUCAGGAGCUGCUGUCAUACUGUGGCGGCGCGGAAAAGCUGUCCGCCCCGUUCCAACCGCAGGCACUGUACAUGCAUCCUGUCAGUGGACGAGUUUACCACCCCUGCUCAGAGCACGGAGGGGGGGUCGGCCUGGUCAGGUCGGCUCUGGCCAUCGAGCUCAGCCCAUUCUUUGUUUAUGCUUCGGAGCACGGCCAAUCAGAACAACCUACGCACUUUCUCUGGGGUGGACAGAAGCACACGCUUACCAAUGAGCUCGCAGGAUGCUUCCCCACUGCGGAGGUUGGCAGAGGGCAGCAGGAUGAACUGGGAUAAUGACCAGCCAAAGGUGUGCCUUUAGUUUUUGACAUGCUGUCCACAUCAGGAUCACACACUGGCAGUGGGAGAAGACUACGUUCUCACAGUUGUAAUCACAAUGUGAUUGUUACUGUUUGAAGCCUGAGCUGAUGUGUCCUCCUAUACUAAUUGUGUGAGAUAAUCACUGAGUGGUUUUUUUUUUUGGCUUGAGACCCGUCAAACAAAGCAGUGUUUACCCUCAUUACAGGUUGCCGUUCAAACACAUUUUUCCUUUAGAUUCCCUGGAUUGAUCUGAAUCAUAUUUAUGGUCCUGAAUAGGUAUAUCUAUUCAGUAUUUCACAAUUAAAAAAGCAAAGAUAAGGGAAAAGAUUAACACACUGUUAUUGGAUGUAGCAGAAAUAUAUAUUGUUUUCUUUCCUUCCUGUUAAUCCUCUCAAAACCUGUUCAUCCUGCCCUGUGGGAGUGGCUAAAGCUACAGCGUUUGAGAGACAGAAGGUGCUCUUCAAUAUUGUGGCACACAUUCAACACAAGUUUGUUCAGUGUCAUAAACAAAACAGCCAGAAUUAUGAGUAGCAAAUGUCUGCAGCUUUUGGCGCUAAUUAAAUACGAAAAUGUGAUAUAGUGAUGUGCUUGCAUAGAAAUAAUAAAACAUUUAAUUAAAUAGUAUUUAAUGUUCUUGAAAUACCUUAAAAGAAAACAUUAAUCUGAACCUGAAAAUAUUUUUUCAAACAUUUUCAGUGGCACAAACAAUAAACUCACAAGAAGCAUUUUAGAUAUAAGUUACUACUGAAUGUACUCAGUCAGAUCUUCCUUUAAUAAAAUGAAAUACUCUGAA
This is a messenger RNA of Cottoperca gobio, 1731 nucleotides long. RefSeq names its product chromosome 4 C8orf82 homolog (gene c4h8orf82). NCBI's taxonomy places the organism in Eukaryota, Metazoa, Chordata, Actinopteri, Perciformes, Bovichtidae. The transcript has 3 exons. Bases 204 to 914 code for a protein of 236 amino acids. The record is from RefSeq and is a predicted model, not a curated record.